Molecule: messenger RNA, 366 nt
Organism: Parnassius mnemosyne (clouded apollo)
Lineage: Eukaryota; Metazoa; Arthropoda; Insecta; Lepidoptera; Papilionidae
Source: the annotation of a GenBank genome assembly
AUGUUUCGUUUAUUAAUUUUGACGACUAUUGUAACAUCUUUUAAGUACAGGACAGUUACAACAGUUGCAGCUAUGUCUAUUAAAAGUGUAGACUUUGAAAUUUUUGGUCGGGUCCAAGGAGUCUUCUUCCGAAAGUAUACAAAAAAACAAGCUGACAAAUUAGGUCUUAGAGGUUGGUGCAUGAAUACAUCGAAAGGAACAGUUCAAGGACAAAUUCAAGGACCAUCUGACAAUGUUGAGUCAAUGAUGCAAUGGUUGAGGACUACAGGAAGUCCUAGCAGCCAAAUUGACAAAGCUGAGUUUAAGAACGAAAAAGAGGUUUCCGAGUAUUCUUUCAAUGAUUUCAGUAUUAGAAAAGAUUAUUAA